GGGCAGGCUGUGGAUCCUACGGAGCACACAGCGAAUGCCAAGCUUUUGAUUGGAUACUCGCAGUAUGCGGACCAACUGGACGUCUGAUUUCUGGGCCAGGGGCCGACAGGAGCUGGUAGCGCUGCCAAUCCUCUUUUGAGAUUUCAUCGUUCCAGUCCAGUCGCAAGCGGGGCACCUCACUUGCUCAAGUACCUAAGUGGCAGAGUGGUUACGGCGGUUCAGAGCAGUCACAUCGACAGAAUCCACAAACGGUCAAGCUCUGACAGAACAGAAGAUGGUGCCUCCGAAGGGAACGAUUCUGGUGACGGGCGCAAACGGUGGUCUGGGCAGCGCCAUUGUGAACAAGAUAGUCACCUCUACUGAGCUCGCAGGCUACCACGGUCUCUACACCACUCGCUCCUCCACCUCUGGGCUCUCUGCUGUCCUGGCUGCCGCCAAUGGAGAACAUGCCCACGACAUCCUCACUCUCGAUCUGGCCUCCUUGUCGAGCGUGCGGCGUACCGCAGAAGACAUCAACGCCCGUGUGGCGGCAGGCCAGAUCCCCCCCAUCCGAGCCCUGGUGCUCAACGCGGGCUUCCAGGACUUCGGAAAACAGCAGUGGACAGAUGAAGCCGAGGGCCGGCUGGACAUGACGUUCACAGUCAACUAUCUGAGCCAGUGGCUGCUGACCCUGUUGCUCGUCGGGAGCAUUGACAAGGAGAAGGGGAGGAUCGUCCUGAUCGGGAGCCAGUCCCACGAUCCCUAUGACAAGCGCAACGACAGGACCAAGGCUUUUGAGGGCCACGACAAGACCAUCAUCCACGAUAAGAGCAGCAUCGAAACCAUCGCAAAGGGCAAAUGGCCGUCUGGUUCCGACGAGCCUGGCUUCAAGGGCGGCUUCCGACGCUAUGGUGCCUCCAAGCUGUUCCUGGUAAUGAUGAUGCACUCUCUCCAGGGCCGCCUCAACCGGGACCCCGCCCUCAAUAAGAUCUGCAUCCUCGGUGUUGACCCCGGCACCAUGUCAACGGGGCUCCAGCGGCACUCGUCCUUCUUCAUCCGCGUCAUCUUAUUCGGGUUUAUUUUCCCACUCAUUGCCUGGCUGAGUCCGCAGGGGGACAUCAGGACACCGGAGCGCAGCGCAGGAGAUGUGGUGAGGGCCGCGUUUGAUAAUGGGUCGGGACUCGGCGAGGAGCCGAAAGACGUGUAUCUCGACGGAUCUGAACCAUUGGAGACGGGGGUUGAGUCCAAGGACGCUCGAAAGAGGGAAUGGGUCUGGCAGGAGAGUGUUCGCCUGGCCGGGUUGAAAGAGGGCAACACAGCUCUCGUCAACUGGCAGUGAUAUUGUAGAUUGCCAUCUGUCAAUGCGGUGCGGCUGCCAGAGAUAACUGUGUUGAAGCAACCCACAUUGAACUUGUUUCUGGAUUGAUGAUCGUGUCGCGUAAUUAGUGGGCAGUAAACCCUGUAGCAGCUAGCCUAGUAUUGAUAUAUAGUAUUGACUGGUCUUAUUGACUCAGCUACCGAAAAUAUUGAUUGUAGAUACAUAAUAUAAGAUAGGA
This is a messenger RNA of Diaporthe batatas, 1535 nucleotides long. RefSeq lists its product as uncharacterized. The record is from RefSeq and is a predicted model, not a curated record. Bases 275 to 1318 code for a protein of 347 amino acids. The transcript is spliced from 3 exons. Gene Ontology annotation, molecular function: 3-beta-hydroxysteroid 3-dehydrogenase (NADP+) activity. Gene Ontology annotation, cellular component: lipid droplet; endoplasmic reticulum membrane; mitochondrial outer membrane. Lineage: Eukaryota; Fungi; Ascomycota; Sordariomycetes; Diaporthales; Diaporthaceae.